AUGUCAGGCUCAUAUUAUUCCCAGUGUUCCUCUAUUGAUGGUGAUGGUGAAUGCGAGAGAGUGUGUGGGAUUGAAUACUUAGAUUUGGACCAAGUGGGUACGUGUUCCAUUCCUAGUCCACCUGAAUGGCCUCCAUUAUUACAAGUACCAGCUCCACAGUUUCGAGCAGUGAGAAGUGAUCAUUUUCUUUCAUUUGGAGAUUUGCCUAAUGACUCCUACACAAGUAAAGGUUCCUGCCCUACAACUGUACUUAUUACUAGUAAUAACCAAUCCCUUGGAGAGAAAUUGGCUCGAAAUAUGUUCCCAGGUUCAUGCAAUGGUUUGGCUGAUGUUGUAUUGCGGUCAGCUUCGAAGACUCCGGUAUCCAACAUUCUUGAACCUACUUUCUUCUCGAGUCUUCCAGUCUACUAUGUGCAAUCUCAAUGUCAAGCUAACUCCACCUUUUCUAUUUCAGUCCCAGUGGGGUCCACGAAAGUGGAGAAAGGUAUGAAUUAUUUCGAUGGCGUUAAUUGGUCUUCUGAUAUUAACAAUGAGCUGUAUGCGGGAUACAAGAAGGGAAACUCGGAGAAGAAAAUAAAUGAGAUAUUAGCAGGCUAUGAUUUCAUGAAUUCGAAUGUCAGUAAUUAUAAUGUGAUACUACGGUACAACUCUACCUACAAGAAUGAAUUCGAAUGGGACAGAGUCCUACUAAAGGUGGGACAGGGGGUGAGGAGGUCGGGCAGGGACAGGGGUAGGGGCAGCAACAACAAGAGCAACUAUCGUAACUGUUAUUUUCCUGUUCAUUCAAGAUGGCUCAGGGAAAAGGCUUGUCCUACUCAUAUUCUUUGCCUCACUCAUCUAUCUGAAGUAACUCCUCAACUAUUUGCUCGGUUAAGCUCUCACCCUGAAGAAGAUGCUAGGAAAUAG
Lactuca saligna is the source of this 906-nucleotide messenger RNA. The record is from the annotation of a GenBank genome assembly. NCBI's taxonomy places the organism in Eukaryota, Viridiplantae, Streptophyta, Magnoliopsida, Asterales, Asteraceae.